UCCUCACACGUAAAGUCAAUAAACGUGUUCGGUGUCAUGGCUGAGAAUCGAAAGAGAAAUUUGUCCGAGAAAGAAGCAAUCGAUAAGAACCCAUCCGUCAUCGAAGACGACGACGAUGUCUGGAUCGGUCCCAUGCCACACGAGGCCCAGAAACCCAAGAAGAAGAAAGUGCUGGAAUAUGAACAGGUCUACCUGGAUAACCUCCCUUCGGCCGAAACUUAUGAAUACAGCUACAUGCACCGCGAUGUAAUUGCGCACAUCACAGUUACCAAGUCUGGUUUUAUAAUCACAGCCAGUAUUGAUGGUCAUGUGAAGUUCUGGAGGAAACUGGAAGAAGCUGGCAUUGAGUUUGUGAAGCAUUUCCGCAGUCACCUAGGAAACAUUGAAGAUGUCUCGGCAAGCAGCAACGGCGAGUAUUACUGCACCAUAUCGAAUGACAAAUCUGUGAAAGUUUUCGAUGUCGUCAACUUUGGUUAGUAUCGCAA
Octopus sinensis (East Asian common octopus) is the source of this 485-nucleotide messenger RNA. Its product is annotated as peptidylprolyl isomerase domain and WD repeat-containing protein 1. Lineage: Eukaryota; Metazoa; Mollusca; Cephalopoda; Octopoda; Octopodidae. The transcript has 4 exons. Bases 37 to 477 code for a protein of 146 amino acids. Gene Ontology annotation, molecular function: protein binding. The record is from RefSeq and is a predicted model, not a curated record.